AUGGCCAGGCAGCCGGAGACGAGUCGAGAGGAGCGCGACCACCUGGGCCUCGUGCGCUUUCACCGGCAGCCGAAAGUCCCCGUGGCCGGGGGCAUCUGCUGGAAGGCGAAAACCGGCCAGUUCUUGAAGAAUCAGGCCUACUACCACCAGCGGCCGAAAGUGAACCUUUGGGAUGUGCCCGCCCACGCGGGCCUGAACACCUGGAAGGAGAGGAUCUUCUUCGAGUUUAUGACCUCGCUUAUGCUGCUGAGGUGGCAGGGACGGAAUCAGGAUGCUCAGGUGGAACCAGAUCGCAGCAGCUGCUAG
Molecule: messenger RNA, 306 nt
Organism: Symbiodinium sp. CCMP2592
Lineage: Eukaryota; Dinophyceae; Suessiales; Symbiodiniaceae
Source: the annotation of a GenBank genome assembly